Molecule: messenger RNA, 1329 nt
Organism: Seminavis robusta
Lineage: Eukaryota; Bacillariophyta; Bacillariophyceae; Naviculales; Naviculaceae
Source: the annotation of a GenBank genome assembly
AUGGCAUCGAGUCGUCCAAAACGAUGCUCUACCAAUACCAACGGACAACUACAAGCGGGUCUCUUGUCCUUCUUUUCGAAACCUCCGUCAUUGCCACCGCCUCCUCCACCCUCAGCUGCCAGUGCCAUCAACGCCCAAAUGAAAGAGUUGGCCAAACACUCCACCAUUGCAGGUCACGUCCGAAACAUUAUUGCCAAGUUUCGAAUAUCUCCGGAACGGGCCAAGCUCAUUUUGUCUGCCAUGGGUACUGCCAUUCAUUGGGAAGAACUCUUCUUUUUCUACUUUAUGGGGUGGCUUUUUGUCCCACUGGUGCUGGAGGUUCCCAACAAUUUCAUUCGAUCCAGGUACUUUCCAAAUGCUCGACCCUUUAAACGAUCCUACACUCGAUUGUUUGGAGAUUUUUUGGCGCAGGCAUCCCGGAUUGGAUUUGUAGUAUAUAUUGUGGACAUUUUGAAAAUUGUGCUGCAAGCAUUGGGCUUUAAAUUUGCACAAUUGCAAAAGUCGCCACACAUUGUAGCCAGAUCAUUGAUUACGUUGUGGGUUGCCAACCGCAUCUCCGCAUUGAAACGAUACAUCCUGGCGAUGCAGACACGCAAUGACCCAGGUGACUUGAUGGGAUCUGCAGAGCUCGUCGAUCGACUUAUCGAUGCCAUUGUCUAUGGAAUAUGCUCCUUUGUGCUAAUUGACAAUCUACAGGCUGAUUUUGGUGCGGCUGCCAAAGGCUUUGCAGCACUGGGCGGAGUUGGUACCAUUGUCUUGAGUUUGGCGUCUCAAGGUCUUGUCAGCCAAGUCUUUUAUGGCCUCUUCUUGGCCAGUUCCAACAAGAUUCGUAAGGGAGAUGUCAUCAGGUUUGGAGAUGGAAAGAUUGCGGGCUUGAUUGCUCACAUGGGAUGGACCGACACGCUGGUCAGAAGCAGUGACGGUGUUAUGGUUUCGGUGCCCAACAAGGUGCUAGCCGAUCAAUCCAUCAGCAACCUCUCCCGGAUACAAAUCUCAUGUGUGAAGCAAGAACUACGGUUCAAAUACGGUGAUGGCGACAAAAUACCCAAAGUAAUGGACGAUAUCAAAGACGAGAUACGCAAAGCCUGCCCUCAGUUGAUUGAGGACGGCUCCAGGCCGUUUCGUGCAUUCUGGACUUCAUAUGGAACAACUGGACUGGAAGCCACCGUGGAAGCUCAUUUCAGAGUCAAACUACUGGGUGAUCCAUUCUGGGAGAAUCGUCAAAACAUGCUCAUUGCCAUCAAUCGAGCCGUCAAGAAAAACCGAGUGGAGUUGGUCCACUUGCUAGAUGAAGAAUUCUUCCAGGCCUUUCAAACUAAGACGAAAUAG